AUGGUAAAUGGGAGUGUCGCACAGAACCUUUUGGCCAAUGACUCUAUUUUGAGCUCGACUGGCCUCACUGUGGCCAGCGACAAUGCCUUGGUGGCUUUGUCUACGGCAAUAUCGUUACUGCCGCAGGCGUCUAAUGCUAUUUUCACAAUUAGUGCAAGCAUUAUCUCCGGAAUUUUCUGGCAAACACUGCGGUUCUUUCUGCUUCGAAUCCCAUCCUGGCUCAUGCUUUCAUCAAGCAUCAACAUCACAGUCUCUUUCUCUACUUUAAUCCUGCUGUUCCUGGCAUCGAUGUUGACAACUUAUUACAUGCUCAGAAGCAGAUUCCUCAAUGCUUACAAGCGUUUGCAGCCCGAUGACAAUGAAGAAAAGUUGAUCAAAGACGAAAAAUCUCGCGAUGAGGCAGAAGCCCUUUUCAUGAGUAGGAACGAAAGCGCUCCAAAAAUUGGCUACACCUCAUACCUUGACGAGUUUCUGAGUGCCAUCAAAAUCUUUGGGUAUCUGGAAAAGCCGGUUUUCCACGAACUGACUAAAAACAUGAAAACCCGUCGUUUAGAAAAAGGCGAGGUUCUUCUAGUGGAUGACACACUCGGUUUCGCCAUUGUGGUCGAGGGCAGCUUGCAGACGUUCCACAAAGUCCACCGCUCGCCACAAGACGCUCAACCGGACUUUUUCGAUCGCGAGCACCCAAGUGAUAGCACCAGCGAUGACGGAAUGCCACCUGGCUGCGACGCGUACACUUUGAACGGAGAGAAAUACCAGCUUUUAAACACUAUCAGGGCAGGUAACCCUGUCUCCUCUUUGGUAAGCAUAUUGAAACUAUUCACGGGUAGCGACGCUCAUUCAACUCUGAAGAGCAGGCUCACAAAUCAGCAGUUGCGUAGCGAUUCUCAUCGCAAUUUGAUGUCACCUUUUUUGGACGCCACACUCGAGCGUCACAGAUCGGAGCUUUUGAGUGCCAAUGGGACUUCCAAACCAUCGUUUGAAACAGGAGCCGACGAUCUUGAGCCAGAAAUGGACCCUCUCAAUACAGGUGAAAAUCUUCAACACGACGUGCCUAUUGAAGCCGAUGAUUCUACCCCUCUGGAAGGUGCUUUACCGGAUAUCAUCGCCUCUGCGUCCGAUGAUUGCACUAUCGCAAUCAUCCCGGCCUCCGCCUUUCGCAAAUUGACUUCGAGGUAUCCGCGUUCAGCAUCUCAUAUUAUUCAAAUGGUUCUCACAAAACUCUACAGAGUAACUUUCCAGACCGCUCAUAGCUACAUGGGGCUGACCAAAGAAAUCAUGAGCACUGAAAUUGUUUUGAAUCGGUCCAAUCAGUAUGAGCUACCUUUUUACCUCAAAGAAGCAGCGGUGCGUAAGAUCAAGCUUCAGGAAAGCUCGAAGGCCGAACCCGGUGAAAAACAGGCACCAUCAAGUGCAUCGAGGGGUAACAUUGGUACUAAUGGAAUGAAAGGUCGAAAGAGACCUACUCCCCAUAGCUUUCUGCAAAAUCGAAGCUCCCGCCAUGUUGUCCUGGACUCCAGGGACCAUUUUAACCCUGGUGAUCUUCUUUCAAACGUUCCUCUCUCUCGUAAAGAACAACCUGUGGCUCGCGGCACAUCCAGCGGGUCCUUCUAUCCAUCGGAUGGCACCAGCACUACCAAGAGUACUAAGAACUCGAUGGGACCUAUUGAUGCUUCUCUUUCUGCACUACCAUCCCUAACAGAUCACGCCAUGCAAAAGAACAAGAGUAGUCAUAGCGCGACUGUGAACUCAUCUAAAGCAGACGAUGACAUUAGAGCAAGAACGUUUUCUGCGGUCCAGGAAGAAACUGAAGAGUCAUCUUGGAGAAUUGCCGUAGUGGAGUGCGUUUUUUCAUACCUCGGUAUCACCAAAGAAAACAUUUUACCCGAUUCCCUGGAUGACGACGCAUCAUCAGUGGCUUUCCGAAAGUCCUCAGACGCGUCAAUUACGCCAUCUUCACAGGUAGCUACUCUUCCUGCUUUGCGGAUCUUAUCCCCGGAACAACUAAACACGAGUAAGAAGCUCAGGGCCAAGCAAAAAUCUGAAUAUAGAGAGGAUAUUCCACACAAUAUUGAUUUCGACACGGUUAAAGAUGAAUUUGCCCAGGGCCUAAAAAUGAUGUUCAUCAGUCAAGGGUCCACCAUUGUCUCGCAAAAUGCCCACAAUCGAGGACUUUUCUAUGUCAUCUCCGGUGCCAUUGAAGUUGUUUGGACCAAUGAAGAGGAUAACAAGGAACACAUACUUAAUACCGUCAAACCUGGUGGAAUUGCUGGAUACUUAGCGUCGCUUGUUGGGAGCAAAUCAUUUGUUACACUCAGAGCCAAAUCAGAUCUGUAUGUGGGAUUUCUUCCCGCGUCAAUGCUUGAAAGGCUAUGCGACAAGUACUUCCUCAUAUAUUUGAGGGUAGCAGAAACUCUGACGAAUUUUCUAAACCCAAAGAUUCUAAAGCUUGACUAUGCGUUGGAGUGGAUACAUUUGGAUGCCUCUGAAGUUUUAUAUCAUCAAAAUGAUCCUGCAAACGCUAUUUAUGUCGUAUUGAGCGGAAGGUUGCGACAGUUACAUCAAUUGGAAGAUAAGAGUCAAGAUUCUGCUGGAAAGAAACCCAAGCAGCAGGAGGCUCGAGAUGGUCGCAAAGUUAGAGCGAUUAGAGAGUAUGCACAGGGUGAAAGUUUAGGCGAGGUUGAUGUCUUGACGGCGAUAAACAGGCUUUCUACCGUUGUGGCAUUGAGGGACUCAGAAUUGGCUCGCAUACCUAGAGCACUGUUCGAACUACUGGCCGUAGAGCACCCAUCAAUAAUGAUUCGCGUAAGUCGACUGGUAGCGAGGAAAGUAUUACAGCAACAGCGUGGAAUUCAAUCUUCCGAGACAGUAAAAGAUGGCCAAAAUUUCAAAUAUGACUUCAACCUGCUCAUACCUCCAACUCAGACUACGAAUGGGUCAGUAAUCAACUCAAAUCAUGAAGAAGAAGCUAAUUACGAAGGAGGGGGGAGACACAGUUACAGAACUAUCUCUGUGCUGCCCAUCACCCGUGAUCUAUCUGUCGAAGGGUUCGCAUCUAAACUAGUUAACGCUUUGAAGCAGGUCGGGAUGUCUACAAUUGGCCUUAAUCAAUCGGCCACUCUAUCCCACCUGGGCAGACAUGCCUUUGAUGGUUUAUCGAAGCUCAAACAAUCUGGCUACUUUGCGGAACUGGAAGAACUAUAUGAUACUGUGGUCUAUAUAGCCGAUACGCCUCCAAACUCUACCUGGACGACCACUUGCAUCAAUCAGGGUGACUGUAUCUUGCUUCUCGCAGAUUCGGCUAUGUCACCUGCUGUUGGCGAGUUCGAGCGACUUUUGAUGAAAAUGAAGCCAAACGCCAGAAUUGAACUGAUAUUGUUACAUCCAGAGAGAUACGUGGAACCAGGUCUCACUCACAGAUGGCUAAAAAACCGUGUGUGGAUCCAUUCACACCAUCAUGUGCAGUUCUCAAACUCGACGUACAUGCGUGAUUCAAAAUCUUCCGCCGAGAGCAUGCCCUUCUCUAUGAAUUUUAUCGAAAGCCUCAAAACAAGGGAAAGAUUCAAUACGAUAACCAAGCAGACCCAGGAAAACAUAUCGCGAUUGUUACCCGAUUCCUUGAAAUCGACAGUAGAAAACUUAUCCUCAAGAUACAUGAGCAGAAAGCAACGCUAUUACACUCCAGUUCAACCCCACAAAGAUGAUUUUCUGCGGCUUGCACGGGUUUUAUCUGGCAAAGCGAUCGGAUUGGUACUAGGCGGUGGUGGAGCACGAGGAAUAAGUCAUUUGGGCGUCUUGCGCGCUAUAGAAGAAAAUGGCAUACCAAUCGACAUGAUUGGAGGAACCUCCAUAGGAGCUUUUGUGGGUGGACUAUACGCCAAAGAAUGUGACAUUGUUCCAAUUUACGGACGGAUGAAAAAAUUCGCAGGCCGCAUAGGUUCUUUCUGGCGGUUGCUCACAGAUCUGACAUGGCCGGUCACUUCUUAUACUACUGGUCACGAAUUCAAUCGCGGUAUUUGGAAAACAUUCGGUGACGUCCGCAUCGAAGAUUUUUGGAUUCAAUACUAUUGCAACUCAACAAACAUAACAGAGUCUAUUCAAGAAAUCCAUUCAACUGGGUACGCUUGGAGAUAUAUUAGAGCAUCUAUGUCUUUGGCUGGACUUCUACCUCCUAUAGAAGACAAUGGCUCUAUGCUCUUGGACGGUGGAUAUGUGGACAAUCUGCCCGUAUGGGAGAUGAAGGCUCGCGGAUGUAACACUAUUUUCGCGGUGGACGUUGGAUCCGUGGAUGACCGCACGCCGAUGAGAUAUGGUGAUUCCCUCAAUGGAUUUUGGAUCGUGUUUAAUCGCUGGAAUCCUUUUUCCGAGUAUCCAAACAUUCCCAACAUGGCAGAAAUACAGAUGCGGCUUGGUUAUGUAGCGUCAGUGAACGCUUUGGAAAAAGCCAAAAACACUCCUGGUGUUAUUUAUGCAAGACCUCCAAUAGAGGGCUAUGCUACGCUUGAUUUUGCCAAGUUCGAAGAGAUCUAUCAGCUGGGAACCGCUUAUGGACAUGAUUUUUUCCAGGAGCUCCAAAAGCAGAACAAGAUGCCCAAGAUACCAGGUUCUGAAGCCUUGCCUGAGGACGGAGACGCCAGAGACGGGUUGCUACAUAGGCGAAACAGCAUUUAA
Lachancea sp. 'fantastica' is the source of this 4671-nucleotide messenger RNA. NCBI's taxonomy places the organism in Eukaryota, Fungi, Ascomycota, Saccharomycetes, Saccharomycetales, Saccharomycetaceae. The record is from the annotation of a GenBank genome assembly.